This is a messenger RNA of Xyrichtys novacula (pearly razorfish), 19323 nucleotides long. NCBI's taxonomy places the organism in Eukaryota, Metazoa, Chordata, Actinopteri, Labriformes, Labridae. The record is from the annotation of a GenBank genome assembly.
ACUCGGGAUGGAGCCCUAUGGCUGUAGUGUCAGACUAUACGGGAAGAAAAUCUGGUUUACAUGUGUGGGAUAUGUAAAUGACGGUAAUGUUUAUCUUGGAAUAUUUAAUUGUAUAUCAAAGUCUCGUGAUAACAUUGGUUAGGCGAGUGAAUGACGCAGUUUGGUAUCAGGGGAGGGAGGGGAGCGGAGCAGCAGUUUAGGAAAAGAGGAGGAAGCAGCGAGGAUGGUGGAGUCACACCUCUGAAGGUAAAACAGUAGUAUUAUCACAUUUACAGUGGACGUUAUACUCCUCAGUACUGUAGCGCGACACUCUACGAUAAUAAUCCUCCCGUCCGUCUGUAGUUGCAGCGUGUUUAAGGCUGAAGUGUCAUUUUGAGGUGGCGAAAACGAACGCACUCUUUUGUUCAGCUCCAGAAUGGCCGCUGUUUUUCACACUGUUUUCUUUUUUUCCUCUGCUAAUAUUCAACACGAGAACGCCGCUUAGAUACAGUGUUACUGUUAUUAGGCAUCUCAAGUACCUUCAAUAGCCAUUUUGCGGAGAUAUCCUUCGCUAACGCUCGCUUGUCUCUUUCGGUGUCUACUACCUGACUGCGCUCCGUUGGCUGUAGCUGAGGUUUCCCCUCUCGGACGGAUCGGUCCGCGUCCGACAGCCGCUCCGCUCGGGCCUACCCACACAGUUAGCUCUGUUUAAGUUAAAGCUAAUCGCUGGAUGUGAGUAUAUAUAUGUCAGAGAAAACCUCCACCUACUUCAUACAAUCUCACAAGUGUCUAUAUGUGCUCGUGUGAUUAUCCUGUCUCGGCUGUGUCGUUACUGCUCCCGGUUGGAUCUAAAUAAAAGGUUAGCUUGUGGGCUAACUUAGCUUUGUAGCAUAACUGACGUUUGCUUCGCUGUUGACGUUUAGCUUAGCUGCUUCAUUUCCUGACUUGUUGUCAAUCGUUUCAGCGGGAUUUAUCACUGUAUUUUACUUUUACCAAAGGUUUCUCAUGAACGAUAUGUUCCAGAGAUAUAUUCAUACUCACUCUCAAAGCAUUAGAGAGUUUAGCCUACGUGAAUCGGCUGAUUAGUUAGCUGGUUGAUUCUUGGUUCACAGUCACAACGUAACGUUUAAGCAAUAAUACUCUCCAUAUCGUGGUAUAUUUUUUAAAUUACAGUUUUCGUGACAAAGCCACUUGCUCGGAAACAUUGUCUUUGUGUGUUCAUAUGAAUAGAAACAAUCUCGAUUAGUGCCUCUACUUCCUGACCUGGUACCUUUCUAUCGGUAACCAGUUUCUGAAGGUUUGUCACUGGCACACGUAGCCAACUAGCUAGCUGCGUCCCUUGAGUGGUGUUCCAGUAAUGUUGGCAACGUUCGCCUGAAUAUUCAGUUUAAACUGUCAAGCCAGGUUAUCUCUGUUAAAUUCUUCUUCUUCUUCUUCUUCUUCUUCUUCUUCUUCCUAUUAUUAUUAUUAUUAUGAGCCACUUGCUUACCAUCAACGUCAACGUGUUUUCCUUCCCACCUGUGUCCUUUGUCUUAUUAUACUUAUUUGGACAACGCUGAAGUUUACAUAUUAUUCACAGGCUCCAGGUCAUCUGUUACAGAGAUGGUUAUAGAACCACCGCCCUGAUCCAAAGCCACUACACUGAGACUUGCCCAAUUUAGACUAGAUUAUCAGAGACUCUACAGAUGUCUUGAAACACAUUUUCAUAUUUGUUAUACCUUAAUUCUACUUAAAAUAAGUGCAAGAAAAUGCGUUUUUCCUGCUGUUUCAAUCUCUAGUCCACAUCGAACCAGGUCCUGAUCCAGAGCCAUGAUAUCUAGACUUGAUCUGGAGUAGAUUUUCCCAGAGAGACAAGAGACGUCUUACAUUUCUGUUUCUGUUUUUGUGAAAAUUAAAGAGAGGGUGAUUUCUAGAUGUGUAAAAAAAACGGGGAACCGCCAUGUCUUGCAUUUUCACAGACAAAGUGAAGUUAACAUGGAUCUGGAAAUGUGACUGUAGCCUCUCUAGAAUAAUUUAGUCCAGCUCUGUGGAGCCUAGGUAUUGUGAUUUUGGAUCAGGACCUGGUUCGUAUCAGUCAAGUCCAGAUUUAACAACAAGUCUGGGUCUACUGCUUUUUGAUCAGGACUUAGUUUCUUUAACCCUACCAAUAAUAGUCAAAUCAAAAGCUGAAAAGAAGCUGCUAACCUCAGUUUUAUCAAAAGGGGCUGGGUCAGAGAAUUGAUGGUAAUUUUUACAAGUCCUUGGAAAAAGUUAUUGAGCUAGAGACAUUUUUUCAACUUCAAAAUAAUACAAGGCACACACAAACAUCCAAGUGUGUCAGUGCUUCAUGACUUCUUGCAGUGGUGUUAAUGUCAAGAAUCCUGCAUGUUUUGUAUUCCUCAGCCAAUCAGGUGUUAUGGUGAUCUGAAGUGUAAUUGCCAUGCUAAUUAUUAAUCACUUUAGAUUGCUGUGUUGCUAUAAUUAUAUAUUUAUCACGGGCAACACAUUAUAUUGUGUGACCCUGCAGCUUCCACUCCACUGUGUGUUGUAUUUCCUCUGUGUAAUCCAAAAGGAACUGCUGUGGAGAUCAUGAGAAUGGUAUGCAGUACUGUCUUGGCUUAAAAGCUCUGGUUUUAUCAGCUUAGAUAUCCUUAAUGGAAAUUUCAUUAGUCCCCAUUAGGGUUGCAAGUGCCAUGAAGUCCGUUUUAUGUUGGCAUUGUUUUAGCCUUGAUGGGCAUGCAUUAGCUUUUCACCAAAGCUAUGAGUUGAGUCUCAUGUUUACAUGUGUCAAAUUGUCUUUACUUCAUGGGACACAAGCUCUUUUAAGUUUUGUCCUACCUUAAUGGCUUUACUGUUGUGUUGUUGUCAUUAUUAUUGCACGGUUGUGGCCAACAUCUGCAACAGGAUGAACAUAAAAAUGAAAGUGAGUCCCUACAAGAUUAGUGGAUAUACAACUGAAUUAUACAGCACCCAUUAAAAUUGAUUUUUGAUUUAAAAGGGGGAAAAAAAGAUUGUAUUGUGACAAGUGAUCACACUCAUUUUGGGAUAACUAAAGCAGUGGUUCUCAAGUCCAGUCCUCGAGGUCCACUGUCCUGCAUGUUUUGGAUGUUUCCCUGCUCCAACACACCUGAUUUAAAUGAUUAGCUCGUUAUUGAGCCAUAACAGAGCUUGAUAACGAGCUGAUCAUUUGAAUCAGGUGUGUUGGGGCAGGGAAGCAUCCAAAACAUGCAGGGCAGGGGGCCUUUAGGACUGGACUUAAGAACCACUGACCUAAAUGACUGUGUACAUGUCUGCCUAUCCUUGUCCUCAUGCUGGAACUCUUCAGUUAUUAUGUUUCACCAAAGGUAGGCUCUGUCUCAAGUGAGCUAGUGAUAGUAACAGGAUAACACCAUCCCCUGAUGCUCUGUUUUUGCACAUGUAGUAAUCUGAUUUGUCUUCCAUUUCUUCAGCUGGAGGCCAGCUUUCUUUUUUGUCUCCUGAAAUUUAAACUACGACUUUGUUUUGCAAGCAAGAGAAAAAUACAACUAAAGUAACUCUUCCUUUGAUUUGGUUCAACUUUGACGUAUGAAUGAAAUUACUGAGUUUCUGGACCUCUUAUCUUGUUUCCUUGUCAAAAGUGCCAGUGUUUGCGUUCAUUUCAUAAAUAUAAUACAGAGUGAAAGUUGAGUGAAAUCGACUUGCUCAAUGAGAUGUUAACCAUUUCUUUAAGGACUUUAAUUUAGUUAAAGGCAGAAAACUUCCAAGUCUGGAGAUAGAGACGUAAAUCCACACAGAUUGGGUUUACGUGCAGUUUGUUAUAAACAGAAUGAUGUACCAGUGCAGGCACACAGAGAGCACAUCCUUAAAAGGAAGUUGCUUGCACAGUUUGGUUUUGAUUGCCCCAGCAUCUUGGCUGGCCUGGCUGCUGUCAUUUUAGGCUAAUAAUGAGAUUGUACAGGUAUGCCCUAAACAGCCAUUGUUAGAGGUUCACCCCCUUAUUUAUAACAGGCCAGAGGAGCAGUAGAUAACUUUUUUAUUUACAGAACACACUGUUAAGCACUCUGUCAUGUAAGUGGGUGCUGCUGCUAUUGACCCAACAUUUCUUUUAGCCAAAAGGUCACAUGACCUGUUGUUGUGGGGGCUUCAUGCUUUGAAGGCCACUUCUAAAGAUUACGCUCAGCAGUUUUAACCUUUUCCCUCAGCUCUGAUCCUGAUCCAAACCUGCCUCUCUUUCCACCAAAGUUGAGCUUGUACGAGUGCAGGAGAGCUUUGCACAGUCACAGAGGUUGAACAGCACCAGAGACUAAACAGAGACAGACUGCCAGAGACAUCCUGGCUCAGUUUGUCAUGUAAAAAAAUCCAAAGAGCUGCAUGUUUGGCCUGGAUCUCUGUUGGAUGUAAAUUUUUGUGUUAUGUUACAGACUUUGAAGGGGAUGCACUUGCAGCUGAAAGUAUGUUAAGGUGGGGCUGCAGGCUUAAAGUAAUGUCAACACCCGCUUGGCCAUGUUUGUUUAGUAGGAGUAAGUUGGUAUGAGGUUAUGCCUUGUACAUUAAACAGAUAUACUUGGGCAACACACACUACCACGUAUUUCAUACUACUGACAACCUGUCAAACCUGUUGAAGCAUUAUUUUGUGUUAAGUACAGCGCAGGAUAUUUUUCAUGUCCUUUCCAAUUGUGUUCCUUAGUUUUUAUCUUCCGUGUUCAGCAUUGAAUGCUCCACAUGUGUUUUGAUGAAAUUCUGUGUACAUUAAUAUUUGUAUCAGACGUACCAUUAGGCAUGAAGCACUCAUCUGAAGAGUGUCAUCAGUGUGGAUUUAGCAGUGAGCAGGCUUAACUGGCUCUCAUUUCUAACUUCUGCAUCCUGUUAUGGAUAUGAUCCUGCAAGUCCUCAGCAUUUUUUGUGUGAAAUUUCUUUCAACACUGCCUGAUAAGUCAGAAAAACAGCAUUUGUACAAUGUAUUCAACUUUAUGUGGCUAAUAUUGUUCAGGGCUGUGCUUACCUGCUAGUAUUUUGACUGUCUUCAGUUAACAGUGAAGUACAGAGACAGCAAAUUAGAUCAUUGCUGCUUAAAAGUUAUAACCUCACAAACCCAUGAUUCUCUUUUUUCAACUGAGAUAUCUGCAAAGUUUAUUUCAAUAGCUAUGAUACACUGUAGGGCUGCACGAUUAAUCGAUUUUCAAUCGUAAUCGUAUCACUUGAUGAUGACGAUGUUAAAAAAAUGAAAAUCAUUGAAUCUAUUUUCCUCUCUACCAUGUCUCGCGCCUCCAGGCCACCAUAUUCCCCCUUCCUGAAGUAGCGCUCCCCAGUUCCCACACACACCAGCGUAAAUAAAGAUGGCGUUUGCAAAAGUAGUCGAUGAUUUCGUGGCUAUAAGGGGCAAGAGCAAGUCAGUCAUGUGGAAUUGUCAUGGCUUUGCAGUUUUGGAUAAAGAGCAAACCACUCCCCACUGCAAAGCCUGUCUGAAGGCGGUAUCAAUUCAGGAGUAAACGCAAAAGUUUUUUGUCUUAUCGGAAGAGGGUCCGAAAGGAUUUGAUGCGCUCCUUGGUGACUCAUAAGUCGGAAAUAACGUUGUGUGUUGUUGUGCUCACACAGUGCGUGUAGAAUCAUCCAGCAGCGGCGCACUGCUGAAUGAAUGUAGAGGAAACACUGCUGAUACAUAUGAGUCCGAGGUCGAACUGUGUGAGAUAAAACCAAAUUUUUUUUUUUAGGUGUGGCGGCUUUUUUUUUAACGAUCAAAUGCAUGGAGGGGAAACCCUGGUAAAAUACUGUUUUCUGUGGUUUCGUUUUGAGAGACGAUAGAAAAACGUAUUAAAGUAAAAUUUGGUGAAGUUGUUACUGAAUUAAAAAUUUAAAAUCGAAAAUCGAGUCUUCAGAGGAAAAAAAUGGGAUUUUGUUUUUGGCUAAAAUCGUGCAGCCCUACUACACUGUAGGCAUUUUAUUAGAAUUUUAUGUCCAAUUCUCCACAAAUAUUCCUUAUCUUUCUGCCACAGCAACUCUUCAGUGUAAGUUGUGGUGAGAAAUUUCAUCUUAGAGAAGAAAACAAGUUUAAUUGGUGUUAUAAUACUCAGCUGAAACUUCACUGUGUCCCUAGUUUUCCCACAGAAGUAUAAGUUUAUUUGUACCUGUUAAUUAGCAAAUCUGAACCUUAAGCCUCACCGAUUUUUCAGUGGUUAGUGACAAUAAUUGACAGGAAUACAAUUCAAUUGGUCUACUGUAUUUGUUUGAUGGGAAAGCUUGAUGUCAAAAUAUUGAUACUGUAAAUAUGACUAACAGGUUUUUUUUUCUUUUUUCCCUACAGAAGAUCUUUGAUGGAUUUAAAAAAAAAACCUUCAUGACCUUUGCAGCCUGAAAGAAUUUUAACUGAAGGUCCUGGGAUUGUAUGCAGUUCAAACACUCAAGCAUGUGGCCCAUGGGUGCCACAAUCCAGCUACUUCAAAGGAUUUUUUCUCUUAUGGCAUUUUAACAAAGGAACAAAGUAUCAAAAGUAUCCAAAAAAACCUUUGGAUCACAAGGUCUUUAUUUCCAGGAUAAUCAUAAAUGUGUGGGCCUGCACAGGGAUGUUUUCUGUAAAAGCCUGCUCGACUAUCUGCGCCCCCUUUUCCUAGAAUAAGUAACCCGGCAAGAGAGACUCCCAUGAGCAACUCUGCAGGAGGCCCGAUUACGUCGACAUGAGUAGUACUUUAGGAAAGGAUAAAGAAUCAAAAGAAAAGGACCCGAAAGGUGGUCCUGCAGGGAAAGAAAGGGAAAAGGAGGCCAAGGCUCUGGCCAGCUUAGUCAAGGAUGGGGGCAAAGAGACGAAGACCAAAGGGAAAGAUGCCAAAGAAGGAAAGAAGGACACCAGCAGCUCGACACCAGGUGUUGCCUUUUCUGUUGACAACACGAUAAAGCGGCCAAACCCGGCACCAGGUACACGCAAGAAGUCUAGCAAUGCCGAGGUGAUCAAAGAGCUUAACAAGUGCCGGGAGGAGAACUCAAUGAGACUGGACCUAUCAAAGCGGUCCAUUCACAUGCUCCCCACCUCUAUUAAAGAGCUGACGCAGCUGGCUGAACUCUACUUAUAUAGCAACAAGCUGCAGAGCCUGCCAGCUGAGGUGGGUUGCCUAUCAGGCCUGCUCACUCUGGCCCUGAGUGAGAACUCCCUGACCAGUUUGCCAGACUCCCUGGACUCCCUUAAGAAGCUUCGAAUGCUUGACCUCAGGCACAACAAGCUAAGGGAGAUACCAGCUGUGGUCUACCGGCUGACAUCUCUAGCCACACUGUACCUGCGCUUCAACCGCAUCACGACAGUGGAGAAGGACAUCCGAAACCUAUCCAAGCUCACCAUGCUCAGCAUCCGUGAGAACAAGAUUAAACAGCUGCCUGCAGAAAUAGGUACAUAGAAGUUCUGGUCCAAGAAUGCACUCUUUGCCAAGUUUAGACUAAUACAUAUGCAGGUUUAUCAAUAUUUCAUUUGUACCAAUGCCUAUUGUAUCUUCAUUGUCUUUUCCCUAUGUAAGAGAGUGUUGUACUGUAAAACCCAUCCUACCCUCUGUGCCAGUGCCAUUCAGGUUUCACGAGGACUGAAAGAGAGAAAUGAGUGGUUGUCUUGUGUGAGGCAGAUGUGACCGAAGCACUUGCUUCUAAAAUCAUCCAGAUAACUGAUUUGACUUUGCACCUCUCUGCAGGGGAGUUGUGCAGCCUCAUAACUCUUGAUGUUGCCCAUAACCAGUUGGAACACCUACCCAAAGAGAUUGGGAAUUGCACACAGAUCACCAAUCUCGACUUGCAGCACAAUGAGCUCUUGGACCUCCCAGAAACCAUCGGUAACUUCUAUUUAUAUAAUGACUUCAAAGCUAGAGCGCAGUUAUUCUGUUGCAACGCAAUCCAAGUUCACUUUGGACAUGUUUCUUUUUCUUGUAGGGAAUCUGGCAAGCAUAAACCGUUUAGGUCUGAGGUAUAACAGAUUGUCCGCCAUCCCAAGAUCACUGGCCAAAUGUCGAGAACUGGAGGAGUUGAACUUAGAAAACAACAACAUUUCAGUGUUGCCAGAGGUAAGAAGAAUCAAAUAUAAUCACCUCAUCACAUUUGUAAUCACUACUGUCUAAAGUUUUUCUUUAAGCUAAAAACAAUGUCUUUGUUUACUAUCAUUUCUUCUUUUCAAUCAUUACAAAGGACUAUUUUGAUUCCUUGAGACUUAGUGUCCAUUGUCUAAAAUAUUCAUACUUGCAGCCGUCUAACACACCUGGAUUAACAUGAAUGCUGCUAUUGCAUUUGAAGUGAUCAUCACAGCUUAUCACACCUCUUCAGUGGUGUCCUGAUCGUAUCAUUUCUGUCAUGUCUCUGUUUCUAUUCUUGACCAGGGCCUACUGUCAAGUCUGAUCAACCUGACCAGUCUAACGCUGGCCAGGAACUGCUUCCAGUCGUACCCAGUGGGUGGACCGUCCCAGUUCUCAACUAUCUACUCCCUCAACAUGGAGCACAACCGUAUCAACAAGAUCCCCUUUGGUAUCUUCUCCAGGGCCAAAGUGUUAAGCAAGCUUAACAUGAAGGUAUCUACGCAUGUGUGACCAUGGAGUUAGUCAACAGAAGCUUUCCUGUGAUGAUUUUUCAGUCUUAAACCAGUGGAGAUAUUAUCAUGGUCUACAAUCUUCUUAAUUUGGAUUUAGGGGUUAUUCCCAGCAGACAUUUUUGAUAGGAGGAAAGGUACCAGAACAUUAACAAUGCCCCAGUAAGCCAUAGAGUCAGAAUCCACAACAUAAGCACAGCAUAACUGAAGCAACAAAUGGAAUCCAUUUGUCAUUAUUUUAUAAUUUACACCUGUACUUUUCCUGCUGAGACAUGUCCAAAUAUUUCCAGUUAAGAGGCCAGUGGAGGCAUGUGAGAGUGAAUUUGACGGUUUUCAUACCUGAGUGUGUCAGAAACAGAAAUUAUUCACUCUCAUAUGUCACAAGAAUGCCUCACUUGUUCAAUCUGUUGUCUCUCGAGUACAAAGGUUUGUGUACUGUUGGAUUUGACUGCAGUUUGCAGAUGUACUGUAGAGGUGGGCAUAUCCUGAGCAUUAAAUGGCAGAGGUCCAGUGAUACAUAUUUACUUGUUAGAUCAUAUUAGAUUACACAUUUUGAAAUGCUUUUCAAAGGUCCUUUUUCUUCUUUUCCAUUUUGUACACAGGCAACCACGUCUCCCACUCCCUCUCAAACAGCACUGACUUGAUUGUCUGAAUUGUCAUAUAUUUUCUUAUGAAAGUGUGUUAUUGGUUUCCCCAGGACAACCAGUUGACGUCUCUGCCAUUGGACUUUGGCACAUGGACCAGCAUGGUUGAACUGAAUCUGGCUACCAAUCAGUUGACAAAGAUCCAAGAAGACGUCUGCGGUUUAGUCUCUCUGGAGGUGAGUUUUACACACACACACACACACACGCAUAUUGUAGGACUUGCAGGCGCUCAAGCCUCUGCAUUUAUCGUAGAAAUAGGAAGUGUCAUCACAUAAAUAGUUUUAAUUUGAAUGAAAAUAGUGUAAGUUGUGUUUCAUAAAGGGCUAAAUGGCUGAUAAAUCAGGACUGCAGGCCAAUGCAGCACCCAGAUUAUUCUACAGGCAUGUAAUUCCAGUUAAUUUAUCCAAAGUUACUGAUUUUCCAACUCAAACAGGUUAGCAGUGGUUCAUUAAAACGUAUUGUGAAUAAAAGGGGGUAAAAACUUGCACAGUACAAUGAGGAGAAUUUCAGGGCAUCCUCAGGUGGAAAUGUGAUUUUACUUUCCCCAGGAUUCAUGUGAAUGUUUAUGUUAAUCUUGAACUCAGCCUGCAGUUUGAAAUUGGCAGCAGUGUGCCAUGUUCGCUGUUUGUGUUUAUCCGGGAGCUGUUUUUGCACUCAAGAGAACAGAACAUCCAUGGUAUCCAAAAGAAUGCCAAAUAUUGAUUAGUCAGACCACAGGACAGUUUUUCUCUUUUCCUCUGUCCAUCUUAAUAAGGCUUGGAAGCAGGGAAGUGUCCAGUGUUUCUGGAUCAGGACUAUGUGUCCUCCUUGCAUGGUGCAGAUUUGACCUGCAUUUGUGGAUACAGUCAUAGACUGUAAUCAGAGGGUUGCUGGAAGCCAAGUUGAGCAAAUGCUGUGACUUCCACUACAGACUCAUGUCUGUUUUAAAUACUGUGUCACCUGAAGGCUGGGGAUGAUGGCCAUGAACUAUAGUUUGUUUCUUUCAGCAUUGUCUCUUUUAUUUGUAGAUUCCUCCAGAUUCUCAAACUGUAGGUGAUGAAAUCCACAGAUUCUUGGCAAUAUGACACAGAGGAACACUUUUCUGAAACUGUUGAAAUAUUUGCUCACACAGCCUUUCAUAGAGUGAUGGAGCUCUUACUAUCUUUGCUUCUGAUAGACUGGGCUUCUCUGAAUGCCCUUUUAUAUCCUGAUAUGUUACUUACCCGAUGUAAAUGAACCAAAUCAGUUGGGAGAUGUUAUUCAUGGCCUUUUUUAAGUAUUGCACAAUUUUUCAGUUUGCUGUUGCCUCAGAUUUUCUUAUAAUGUGUUACUGGCAUCCAAUUUAAAGUGAGGAUACAUUUAUAGACAAUGCAUUUUUCACUUUAAUUACCAAGCAUGCUGUCUUUGAUCCAUUUUAAGGUAUAUAUGGGGUUCAAGUGAUCGGUAAACUAUUAAAUUCUGUGCUCUUUAAUCAGCAUUUUAUCAUGUCGUAACUUGUAUCAUAAUACCUUUUGUUCAUACUGUUCAAACCAUUUUGUUUCAACAGGUUUUAAUACUGUCCAAUAAUCUUCUCAAGAAGUUACCACAUGGUAUUGGAAAUUUAAGAAAACUAAGAGAGCUGGACUUGGAGGAAAACAAGUUGGAAUCUCUACCCAAUGAAAUAGCUUAUCUGAAAGACUUACAAGUAAGUGUUCUUCAGGGAUGUAGUUUUCCACAUUAGAUUUCCUGCCCUUUAUUUUCAGUUGUUAGAAACGGGCCACUGGGCAUGCUGUCCACCCAUUAGAUAAUCAUCCACAGAUGGCCACUGUGAGAAAUGAACAAUCGUGUUAGAUAUAACUGGCUCAUGACUGGCCCGUUGUAUUAACAACAGAGGAUCAGUGAUGUGUCAACUGAACAGGAUCACACCAAGAGUUAACGUUUUUAACAUCGUCUUGUGUUUUUCACAUUCAACAAUAUGUAACAUGAUGGGAUCCUUGAGAUGUUGAGAUUUAGCUUCAACGCACUGAAUUAGGUGCACCAUUAUCAGAGGUCAGCUCUUGAUUUUGUUUACAAAACCCACAAUUUGAACUAAUUUGGCCUUUUGACAUCUGCAAAACUUUUGAAUCAGAGCUCUGCUAAAUAAUCUGUCUCACUGAGAAGUAUCUUAUUUUGAGAACAUUAUGUACCUAUUUGUUUUGUGUACCUAAAUGACCAGUUUAGGAAAUUGUUGAUGCAAUUUAAAUCUUAAACUCCUAAACUUUCUAUGCGGUUGCUUUCUCUCAUUAGAAAUUGGUGUUGACAAAUAAUCAACUGACUACGUUACCCAGAGGCAUCGGUCACCUCACCAACCUCACUCAUCUUGGUUUGGGAGAGAACCUGCUACAACACCUUCCAGAGGAGAUUGGUAAGCACUGUCUUCAAGUCACCAGUAGUCAUAAAUAAGGGGGGGGGGGGGGUGCCUUUGUUCAGGGAGGUUGAUAGUGCAGCAAAUCAUUAUGCUCUCUACGAUAGAUAAACAUAGUCAUCAGGAUUUAAGGGCUAAACAGUUCAGUGUGACCUCUCUCUCUCUUACUCUCUAACCCUGGUGCGAUCACAGCAUGGAUAGGCUGGUUACUGCGAGGUAAAGAUUUAAGUCAGAGAUUAAGAUAGGUGGAGAAAGAAGCUAAAGCCUGGUGUAUUUUUGGAGUGUCUAAACUGGACCAGAAUUUAAUUUUGCCCUUAACUUGACCUGUCUGCUGGCAGAAACCAAACACCUCCUUUUAACCACGAGAGCCAUUGUUUGCUGUUCAUUAAAGUAUCUGUACUAUGGCUAAAGAAACUGGCAUUAUUGUUAAGCUGCAUGUUUCAGCUAAAAUUGCCCUAAAAAGUCUUAAUUUUGAUUUUGGGAAGUGUGCAGAAAUGCUUUAAGUUGACUUGGCUGUUUGCAUUGGUGUACAUUUUAUAUGUAUAUGUGCUUGUGUGAGUUUGAAAUGAAAGUAGGAUGGCAAGCAGAUUGACAUCUGUCCAAUCCAAUCCAAUCCACUUUAUUUAAAUAGCACAUUUUAAAAAACAUUCAAGUUUACCAAAGUGCUGCACAGUUAAAUGGAAAGAACAAACAAUGCAGAAAUAAAAAAUAAUAAAAAAAACAUCAGUUGGAAAUAAAUAAAUAAAAGCAUAUAAAAACAUUUAAAAUGAAAAAAAUGAAUGAAAUUAAAACACAAAAGCAUAAAAGCUAUAAAAGUGAUAUAAGGACCAUAAAAGACAUAAAAGGACAGAGAUUUCACAACUCAUUCUGAAUUUAAAGCCAAAGAAUAAAAAUAAGUUUUUAGAUGUGAUUUAAAAAGUAGAAAGAGUGGGGGAUGUUUUAAUCUCAAGUGGCAUUUCGUCCCACAAUUCUGAGCUGUCCACAGCUGAGAAAGCUCGGUCGCCACAGGUUUUUAAACAAGUUUUAGGGACAACGAGUUGAAGCUGAUCAGCAGACCUCAAGGAACGUGGGGGGUACAACUACUAAAGAGGUCAGAGAUGUACUGUGGUGCUGAUCCUGUCUUAAAUAGCUGCACCUCUAAGCUAGCUAGAUGGUCAAACUCAAAGUACUUUGGUGAGGUUUGGAUUUUGACAGGCCACCUGAGCGCUCUGAGAGACUUAUGAAAGUAAAAUGUUUUGUUCAGUAUAUUGAGAUUAUUUUCUUUAAAUGAGACAACAUGCAUUCAUGAACAUUAACAUGUAAAUACAUGAGAUUUUAGCCAGGUGGGUAGUUUCCAUCCCCAGUCCUAUUUGCCGGUUGGUGUCAACAUAUAAAAGAAAAACAAACAUCAGUAAUGUGAAUAAAACACACAGAGCGUAGUAAAAGACAAGCAGCAUACAUAAAGCGUAGAAAACUAGAGAUGCACCGAUAAAUUGGCCGCCGAUUUAAAAGGCCGGUUUUAUAUCCAACCGGCCCCAACCGGUGACCGGCCGGUCACUGUCGUAAUUUGCCGUUUUUCCCCGAGCAAACUGACACGCAUGCGCGGUGCGUAUCAGCUCAGAGCAAAACUGCUAAAAAUUAGCAAGACUCAGGAGGAAAACAUGUCGGUGAUUUGACACUGUGUGCCAGAGCGACCCAAAACACGCUGUUUGUAAUGCUUGCACGUCAAAAGUCAGCUGUGGAGGAUCAACGCCUAAGACAUUUGGAACAACAAACUUAAUACGCCACUUGGAAAAGAAGCACCCAGGCUUGUUUAGCAAAUAUAAGGAAUACACUGCCGCUAAGAGGAGGGAUGCAGCACAGUCGCAGCGACCACAACAACCCUCCGCCGUGGCUCCUAUGUUCGACAUCAACACUGAAAAGUCCAAAGCCACCACUACGAAAAUAAUGGAGUUCGUGGUACUGGAGGACCAGCCGUUUAGCGUAGUACAGGAUAAAGGCUUCGUAAAUCUGAUGAAACACCUGAGUCCACGGUACAAAUUACCAAGUCGGGUGUUUCAUCAUAUUUACGAAGCCUUUAUCCUGUACUACGCUAAACGGCUGGUCCUCCAGUACCACGAACUCCAUUAUUUUCGUAGUGGUGGCUUUGGACUUUUCAGUGCUGAUGUCGAACAUAGGAGCCACGGCGGAGGGUUGUUGUGGUCGCUGCGACUCUGCUGCAUCCCUCCUCUUAGCGGCAGUGUAUUCCUUAUAUCUGCUAAACAAGCCUGGGUGCUUCUUUUCCAAGUGGCGUAUUAAGUUUGUUGUUCCAAAUGUCUUAGGCGUUGAUUGGUACAAACUACCAAGUAGGCGGUACUUUUCUGACACAGCGCUGCCAGAGUCGUUUGAGAGAGGUACUGGAGGGGUAGUCAAUAAAUUACAUUGUACCAGACAAAUGCUGGGACGUUUUUGAAUGUUGUUUGAAUGUAAGUUAGUUAUUGACCUGUAAACUGGACUGAAUUUUAUGGUCAGUGUUGAAAAUAAAUCUGCUCAGGAGGCACUGUUGAAACUCUCACUCUAUUUCUUAUUUGUGAGGUUUUAUUCUUGAAAGGGGGGUUAUGAUAGCAUAUAGCCUACCAUUAGUUGUGCUUUUAAUUGCAGUUAAGCAAAAUGUUGUCUGGGAGAGGGGUACUUAAAUUAAAAUUGGGAAUGGGUACUCAAGCCAAACAAAUAUGGUGUCUAUUAUAUGAUUAUAAUUAUUUCUCAGAUAGAAAAUCGGUAUCGGAAAAAUCGGUUUUGGCAGGUCAGACCUCCUUUAAAACCGGAAAUCGGUAUCGGCCAAGAAUAUUGCAAUCGGUGCAUCUCUAUAGAAAACCUUAACCACAUACAGUCCAAAAAUGAAAGGGGCUGGGAGUUGGGGGACCAUGGUAAAUAUAAACAGUGAAUGAUAAAGUGCAUACUGCUGGCUGCCUGUGGGCUCAGGUCCUCUUUAUAUUGCACAUAGCUGACUUAUUCACAGAAAUACAGUGUAAAGUGUAUGUUGAUUGCGCAUUACCCUGCUGCCCAAGAUUACCAAGUGCCAUGUUGAAAAUGCAGCACAUGGUUGCACAUGGAGAUGUGUGAGUAGUUAUUGCACCAAAAAAGUAGGACAGUUGUUCUUCUUUUUCAUCACAGUGGCAGAAGCCUGUAGGCCUUUGAGCUUCAACAUCAGUAUAUGUCUCUGCUAACUGUUACUUCCCUCUUUUUUCAGGUACACUGGAGAACUUGGAGGAGCUGUACCUCAACGACAACCCCAAUCUGCACAGCCUCCCAUUCGAGCUGGCCCUCUGCAGCAAGCUUUCCAUCAUGAGCAUUGAGAACUGUCCCCUCAGCCACCUGCCUCCACAGAUUGUUGCAGGGGGCCCCUCCUUCAUCAUCCAGUUCCUCAAGAUGCAGGGACCAUACCGUGCCAUGGUCUGAGCUCAGAGCUGCUCAGUCCUAGUCCUACUUAACUUCAGAACCUCCACUUGCUCUGCACUUUGUUGCCUGCCCGACCCCAUUACGUGUAUCAUACACUGUAAAGAAAACAGACGGCCAUAAUCAGUGUCUGGGGCAAACAGAAAGAGGAGAAACAGGAGGAAAGAAUGUUUCUUUCUUCACCAUCUUUGGGCAGACAUGGGGGGAGUCUUUGGAGACUUGACUUGUUUCUCCAGAGAUGAUCAAGGUCAUUUGAAGACCCCAGUCAGACCCCCUUGCUCAUCUUUCAUUCCGAAUACCACAAGAGGAAAAUAUUUCCAUCUCUUUGCCAAAACUGAAGAUAUAUUAAGUUCUAUAUAUUGAGUAACAGUGAGCUAAGUGGUGAGUCUUUGAAACAUUUAAGCCGUGCUCCCAUUGCCAAUGUAUUUACAGUAAUUACAAGCAUCUAUUAUGUGAGCAAGGAUACAACUGUAUGCAAAAACAAACAAAAAAAGUCUUUGGAACUUCACAUUUACUGCUGCUGCCGUAAUUUUAACUUUGUCAUCUUAUCAUGAUUUGUUUUGACAUGCCCUUUUUUUUUACAUCACCAUCACUCACAAUAACUUGUGUUAACUGCUUCUUGACCACAGAGAACAAAAAGGUCUAAUGAUGGCGUGUUUGUAAUUUUUUUUAAACUGUGCCUAUGUUUAGAGUGAACCAGUGGUUCAUGUCUAAACACUAUUGUCCAUGAGAAUACAAAGAUAUAAAUUAUUUCAAUGAUUCUUUUUGUAUUACUGCUGUUUUUACUUUGGUUCCUUUUUUUAGUGUUUCUUUUUGCUGAUGCAUUAAUCUGUAAGUGAUAUCAGUUGUACAAUAGGUGGUCGGAGGUCUUUUUAACAAAUAGCAGCAGUGGUUGUCAAAUAUAAAGAUGGUUAUGUACACAGAAGAGAAAUUCUAAUCAUACCUGCUUGAAAAGAAAAAGAAAGUUGGACUUUUCUUUGGGUCUGGUGGUGCUGUGACCCCACAUUUCUUUGUCUGAGAAAAGGUAUUGGAAAAAGUCAAACAAACAUGGGUGAUGGGGGAAAUGAUAGAAAAUGUUUUUAUAUAUGUAUACAAAUCCUGGUUGUUGCCUUGAGUGCAAUUUUAGUUAUGUUUACUUCUUUGAUAUUAUCUUCAGUGUUGGACUGCGUAGCUGUCAUACAAUUGAUUAUUGACCAACAUAUCAAAACAUUUACAGACGUUAUGUAUGUCUCUGAAGUAAGUGGUGGUGAGUGUAUCAGAGUUUAGAAGAAGGUUUGAUCAUUAAACAUGGAUACGUAUAAUUUCUUUCUUUAAUACUUUCUGUGGUUUAUUUGAAAUUUUGACAGGGUCUCUUAAGAGCUGAAAUUCCAUCAAAAUAAAUUUCCAAUGAUUGAGAUUCUUAAUUUAAUUUCUUUUUGAGAAAUCUUUUUUGUCCCACACUGUCCCAGCAAUGCUGCUGCUCUAAUGCACUUUUGAAAAACACAUUGGCAUCUUCUAUCGAAAACAAACGAUAGCCUCUCAUUGGUUGGUUUGAAUUGGGGUAUUUGAUCUCACGGAGAAGUAUUUUAUCUGUUAACGGUUCAUCAUGUAAAUUUACUAAUUUACUCAUCCAAUGUAAAGUUCGGGUGAUGCUUUCUAUCGGGGAUUUAUAUCCUGUUGAUCUGAAAAAGGAGCUUGCUCUCUUGACCUGUAGAAGAUUUCGGCCCGACCAUUAGUUGUUUGAAGAGUCCCAUUUCCUGUGUUCUACAUGUCAGCAGAAUGGUUUAUUGCCUUUAAGAUCAGGAUUGUUCAUUUGAAAUCAAUUCAAGUGUUUUUUUUUUUAAUGAUGAAAUGUGUAUUCCGUUAGUAUUAUUUCAAGUGACUGUACAUUAAAAAUCCCAACAAAAGGUAAUCUACCAAACUUUUAAAAAUUAUUUUUAAAUAUGUAUUGCAUCCCAGCUCUUUUCUUCAAUCGUGAUUCUGUUUUUGUAUUAGAACAUGUGGGUCUACUUCUUUUGCAGCAGCUUUGCGUGUUUCAGUAGGAUGUUUGGUUUGGUCCCUUACGCAGGGAAGCCUGGGUGAUGAGAGCACCACAGCUAGAAUCGGGUGAUCGAUGUACCGCUGCUUCUUAUUUACCAGCAGAACCUGUUGCUGCUUUUUGUGGACUGAAACAUAUGCUGUACAAGAUGGGGGUGGGGGGAGCUGGGGAGGGGCUGGACGCAGGAAAUGAUCCACUCCCGCAACUGAUAAAGACUCUGAAAACCUGACAAGGGACAAAUCCACUGAGCUUUUCCAAAUUGGUGUCAGGCUCGUGGUUUUCUCACAGAUCAAAUCGUUCGGAAACAACGAUGAGACAACACAACAAGGUGCAUAUUUGAGCUUAAAUGCAGUUACAGUACAAGACUGUCAGAAAAAAGACAAAUGAAAAAAAAAUUGUAAAAAGGGCUUUCUGUGUUCAUGCUCAACAACACACCGGAGGCAUUGCAUUCCUAGGUUUUCUAUAAAAGCUUUGGAAGUUUCUUUUUGUGUAUUUUAGCUGUAAACAAUUGUGUGACAAAUGCCUUCAACGAGUGCUCAAAGUGAGAUGUGCAUUAGGUGUGCAGCAAGAGUGCUGUGACCCAUUUUUACAUUCAGUCUCUGUAUUUUUACUUUUGUCAUGUGCCAUUUUGCGUGGAGGGGAGUGCCAGUGUGUGGAGAUGCAGAGGAUGAUGGGAGGCACGGCAGAAACUGAACCAGGCUGAGCAUUUUUUCAGAUCCAGAAAUGUGGUUUUAAUAUGCUGUGGGGGAGACGGACAGCUUUGAUUGGCCCAUUCAGUUAACAGUGUGACCAUGUUGAGCAAAGUAAUGACAUUGUAUUGGAUACUGGUGCAUCCAAAAUAAUUGGGACAAAAUUGAUGUUUAUUUUCUAUUUUCUGUGAUUUAAGGUCAUUGAGAGUAUCACAGAAUCCAAGUCCUUUUUGCUUCUUUGCUUUUUUCUGUUCUUGGAUCAUGAUGUCUUUUUUUCUUGCCUGAUUAUUUUGUACAGGAAACAAGCAUGUUGAACACAUAUUUGCCAUGAUUUGUCUGGGUCAGAAUCAGGCGUCUCUGCAUAGAGGACUUCAAUUUAGUGGCUAUUUGGUGUAUCUUCAAAUGCUCCCUUUUUGUAUAUUGCAAAGGGUAUUGAAGCAUUGUGUGGCAAUGCUUUUACUUAAUCUACAUUGACAAGCAGCCUUAAUGGUCUUUUUUAUGUGUUUGUUUGGCUAUUCCUUGUGUCUAUGGCCACUGACUGUACUUGAUGACAAGCAACUGGUCGUUCUGAUGUAAAUUAGGGUCUAGUUUCUUUAGUCUUCUUUUCCUUUUACUCUGUACAGUUAUCUGGCGUUAUGGUAGACUCAGUAUUACACAAUCUGUAUUGUGAUGAGAGUUUUACACAAAAUGACAGAGUGCAAUGGAAGAUAAUGCCAUUAUGCUACCGAGUGGAUGUGCAUCAGCUUGCAUCUCCCUUAUCUUUGGCAUUAAAGGGGAAUUCCACCAAGACUGACUUGUAUUUUUAUUCUACAAUGAUGCUAUUCAAACACAAAUCAGCAAAAUUGUCAUGAUUUUUUUUCUCUUAAGUCAUAUCAGGUGUGGGUCAUACACAUUCAGGGGAUUAGAAAACAUUUAUCAUUAAGCUGUGAGGUUUGAAAUCAGAGGAAACAUUACUGCUCAUACAAAAGACAAACAUGAUUCCCACUUUCCAGAGAGUGCAGGCUAGAUCACAUUUUCUUCAUCUACUAAAGCACAUAACUACAUACCAGUCCCUUUUUGCCAUCAAACCAAGUCGACGCUGGUGGAAUGGCCCUUUAAUGUAAAGCUGCCACCCUAUUGUCCCUCGCUCCCAUUUGAGCAUCUCUGGGCAGUUUCUUGACAGCCCUGCUCCGCACAGAGCAGAAUCGUAAAGGCCGUUUGAAUGAGCACCACAGAUAGAUAAUCACUCCUCUUCUUUGUUUAACGCCAGUAAAGCGAUCUGGGUCCACAGAUUGAGCAGGUGGUGAAGGACUUUGGGUUGAGCAGAUGCAGACAUGACUACCUCUAUGUAAGUCACUGCAGACCACAGUGACCAACAUCCGGUCUGAGGUGUUUAUACCUGUGUAUAUACAAAGAGGAGUGUUGAAGCAGGAAUUUGGCUUUGGACCAACAGUUAAACAACUUUUUGUUUCACUACGCAUCCUUCUGUUUUAUUUCUGUUUUACGCCUCAUUAUAGUAUUACUUUGACAAGAAAAGGAAGAAUACACUGAUAUGUGUGCUUGUUGUAAAUGACAAACUUAAUCAAUGCCGCCCCAUUGUAAGACAGUUAUCCUGAAACCAACUAGCUGCAGAGUGACACUUUGCAAACAAGUGGAAAUGACCAUGUUUGGUGAUGUUCUGUAUGUACAUACAUCUUUUUAACUGUAAUAAACAAUGAAUAUUUACAAAUUUA